Molecule: messenger RNA, 1110 nt
Organism: Phycodurus eques (leafy seadragon)
Lineage: Eukaryota; Metazoa; Chordata; Actinopteri; Syngnathiformes; Syngnathidae
Gene: kcnip4a
Product: potassium voltage-gated channel interacting protein 4a
Exons: 6
Coding region: 24-704 (226 amino acids)
Biological process (GO): regulation of potassium ion transmembrane transport
Cellular component (GO): voltage-gated potassium channel complex
Molecular function (GO): calcium ion binding; potassium channel regulator activity
Source: RefSeq, a predicted model, not a curated record
GCGAGGGAGCCUGGAAGGGCAUCAUGGGAGCUUUAAUGGUCAUCUUCUCGCUUCAACCCAAACAAAGACGCAAGCCCACAGACAGCGUCGAAGACGAGCUGGAACUGUCGGCUGUGCGCCACCGCCCCGAAGGCCUGGGACAGCUGGAGGCGCAGACGCGAUUCUCCCGUAAGGAGCUGCAGAUCCUCUACCGCGGCUUUAAGAACGAAUGCCCGAGCGGCGUCGUCAAUGAGGAAACCUUCAAAGACAUUUACGCCCAGUUCUUCCCACAGGGAGACGCGUCGACGUACGCUCACUUCCUGUUCAACGCCUUCGACACGGAUCACAACGGCUCCGUCAGCUUUGAGGAUUUUGUGACGGGUCUUUCCAUCCUACUGCGGGGCACCAUUCAAGAGAAACUCAACUGGGCUUUCAACCUCUAUGACAUCAACAAAGAUGGUUACAUCACCAAAGAGGAGAUGCUCGACAUCAUGAAGGCCAUUUACGACAUGAUGGGCAAAUGCACGUACCCCGUGCUCAAAGAGGAGACUCCGCGCCAGCACGUAGAAGUAUUCUUUCAGAAAAUGGAUAAGAACAAAGACGGCGUGGUGACCAUAGACGAGUUCAUCGACUGCUGCCAAAAUGUAAGCGGCGACGUCGUGGCGUUCGAGCGCACCAUCCGCUGUCUUAACCGCCGUGCUUUCUUUGUUUUGUCGCCAGGAUGAAAACAUCAUGCGCUCCAUGCACAUCUUUGAAAACGUCCUUUAACUUUACGCCCCGCGGAGAUCUUGUAUGCAGACCUCCACUCAUAACAUGUUGUUCAUGGCUGAGAACACGGCGGAAAUAUUUUUAAUUUUUCUCCCCCGGGUGAUAUCACUGUGACCUUGGGGUGACCGUUCAUCCACAUUCCGUCUGUUAAUUCCAGUUAUUAUUAUUAUUUCAAAUUGUAUCUAAAAGUGGUUCUCUUUUUCCCCCCACCAAGUACCACCACCAUGGCCAACAGUCGUAGUAUAGUAGUGCUCAUCCCAAAAAAAAAAAAAAAAAGCAACAGGUUUUAUUCCUAAAAACGAUAUUUAUUAUUGUUACAUUAUGCACAGUUUAAACAUCAACAUUGCACUUAAAUAUAGGAAA